CAUUUUCAAUCCAUCAAAACUGAUUUGUGCGUAUAGUAUCUGAAACUUGUAAUCUUUUUUCUAUUUUUCUAUUUUCAUCAAACAAACGAAACAAGACUUAAGAUGGCCUACUCCAAAGGCAAUCCUAGUUAUGCAUCCUGUGCUCUUACUGUCUUGCUUCUCAUUUUCCUAGCAAGCCCAAUUUUCGCCAUGAACGUGAUCGACAAAUGUUGGCGAACUAAUCCUAAUUGGAGGAGAAACCGUCAGCAACUAGGGCGUUGCUCGGUGGGUUUUGCAGGAAAAAUGACAAACAAUAUAGGACGGGGUGCGACUCAUUACAGAGUUACCGAUCCGAGUGAUGACCCGUUAAAUCCUAGAUAUGGGACAUUGAGAUAUGGGACUAGCAAGCUGAGAGGAAAGGUUUGGAUCACUUUCCAAAGGAAUAUGCACAUCAAACUCCAGAAGUCACUUCUUGUUGGUAGUUUCACUACCAUCGAUGGCAGAGGAGUUGAUGUUCACAUUGCCGGUGGGGGUUGCUUCUUGCUUCAAAGGGUGCAUGAUGUGAUCAUCCAUGGUCUUCGUUUCCAUCAAUGUCGCGCCCAAACUCCUGGCCUUGUGUUAGGACCAGGUUCAAAGAUUGUAAAUCUUGGACCUGUUGACGGAGAUGCAAUCCGGAUGGUGAGUUCUUGGAAGAUUUGGAUCGAUCACAACACCCUUUCUCAAUGCCAAGAUGGUCUAAUUGACGUCACACGUGGGUCUACUGACAUAACCAUCUCAAACAACUGGUUCAGAGACCAUAACAAGGUGAUGCUUCUAGGUCAUGACGAUGGGUUUACUCAGGAUAGGAACAUGAGGGUAACUGUAAUCUUCAACCACUUUGGUCCAAAUUGCAAUCAGCGAAUGCCAAGGGUGCGUUUUGGAUAUGCUCACGUCGCAAACAAUCUAUAUAAUGGAUGGGGUGUGUAUGCAAUUGGAGGAAGUAUGAAUCCAAGUAUAAAGAGUGAAGCCAAUCUUUUCAUCGCACCAAAAGGAAAGAAAGAGGUGACAUGGAGGCAGGACGGAUUAGGCAGAAGCCAGUCAUGGAAUUGGAGUUCUGUGAGGGAUAGAUUCAUCAAUGGGGCAUCUUUCAGGCAGACAGGAAGGCGUGUGGCAAGCCCGCGAUACAAUCGUGACCAGAGCUUCCCAGUCGCAAAUGUUGGAGCAGUAAGGUCAUUAACAAGUUCAUCAGGUGCCUUACGAUGCACUACGAGAUCCAUAUGCUGA
This is a messenger RNA of Papaver somniferum (opium poppy), 1242 nucleotides long. Its product is annotated as pectate lyase 1-like. The coding region runs from base 103 to 1242 and encodes 379 amino acids. NCBI's taxonomy places the organism in Eukaryota, Viridiplantae, Streptophyta, Magnoliopsida, Ranunculales, Papaveraceae. The transcript has 4 exons. Gene Ontology annotation, molecular function: pectate lyase activity. The record is from RefSeq and is a predicted model, not a curated record.